UGAGAAGCUGUCACGCAAUUCUUGUUCACUGGUUAUUAACUUUGUCAUUAAGUAUGGAUUAUAAUUAUAGAAUCCCAUCAUGCUUUUGUUACAAAACCCUUCACUUCCUUUCUAAGCUUACACUUAACAUUGUUUAAUUUGUGUUAAAAAGAGUGGAAAAUAUCACUUGUGGAGUAUGUACCGUCGUUUCUGAGUGAAAUUCUAAGUUAAAAACCCUUCUGUAUCCUCUCUUUCUAUACUCCAAAAUCGAGAUAUGCAGGAUAAGGCUACGUAAAUAGACCUUGUGGUUCGGUCUUUCUGGAAUCCGUGCAUAGCGGGAGCUUUAGUGGAUGAGCUGAUUUUUUUCCAUUGGGUCCCCUUUGCAUGAAUGCUAUCAAAGGCGUGCUUAAAGUGCAUAAGCCCUAAAGCAAGGGUCAAAACGUGUUGAGUGCUUCACCUCGCUUAAUGUGCGCUUCAGUGUCGUCAUCAAUUUUGCUCUUCUUGAAAUUCCUCUCAAUUACUCAUGGGCACAGUUGCUUAUAAGUCGGAUGAUGAAUACUCAAUAAUCACUGAUAAAGGAGACAUUGGUUUCGUUGACUUUGACAAAUAUAAAUCAGCAUCUAGCUACAAUCCAAAUGAAGAGAGCGAUAUAGUUGUUAUAUCUGUUCCAUUUCCGCUGAUAGAUGGAAAACCUAAAUCAGGAUUUGUUGGGGAAGCUGUUGUAGAUUCAGUCACAAUAGAGAAUACCACCAAUGAAACCCAGGAGCUGUGGUCAAUUAAGAUCUAUGACUCGAAACCUGAAGAUUCUUUCACGCUAUCUCUGAUGAAACCUCCAACUGCGUGUUCAGAUGUGCAAUAUGUUGAAGAAUUCAUGGAGUCCUUUAGCUUAGAGGAUAGAAUGUUACGACCAGGUCAGACACUAACAGUAUGGUUGACUUGUAAACCCAAAGAGAUUGGAUUGCACACAUCAGCUGUGCAUUUCAAUGUGGGUGAUGACACCAUAGAAAGAUUAGUUUUUGUCUUGGCUGAGGAUAAGCUUUCCCGGUCUCUAGCUUCGAGUAGGCCAUUCCACAGAGACAGAAAGAAGAAAGUGCCAGCAGUAGAUGUUUCUGCUGCUAAUGGAUUUGUCGUGGGUUCUCGUCCUACGAGGGCUUCAAAUCGAGGAUUCAGAAACAGACUUCCUUCAUAUGAAAUACCGGGGGAUUUAAAGGAAAUGAUAGAGCAGAAACAAUUUCCUGAUGUUAUUGGGGAAGGUUUAAGAAGAAACAAUUACAUUACUUAUUUUAGAACAUUACUAGCAAUUGAAGAAAUCAAGAUGGAGGAAGACAUGAGGGACUAUGAUAUGGAGUCUGUCACCAUGAAGCGCCAGGGACCACAGUUUUUGUCCCUUGAUGUCCCAGGGCUAGCUGAGAAGAGGCCAUCUCUUGUUUAUGGAGAUUAUAUCUUUGCAAGACUAGCUACUGAAAAUGCUAGACUUUACCAGGGUUAUAUUCACCGAGUUGAAGCAGAAGAAGUAUAUUUGAAGUUUGAAAAGAAUUUUCACAUCAACCACGUGGCUGGAAAUCUUUAUAAUGUACGGUUUGCAUUCGUUCGUACGGGUGUGCGGAGGUUGCAUCAAGCCACUGAAGCUACAGAAAGCUUAAAUGGAGAAAUUCUCUUCCCAUCAGGCAUAGCCAGAGCGAGAAAUAUACAAGCUGCUAGACUGGCACCUAUGUCAUGUAUGCUUAACAAGGAGCAGACAAGUGCAAUUGAAAAGAUUCUUGGGUGCAAAGGGGGGGCUCCAUAUGUUAUCCAUGGGCCACCUGGUACAGGCAAAACAAGGACUCUUAUCGAAGCUGUUAUCCAGCUACAUAUUAUGAGGAAAGAUGCUCGAGUUCUUCUCUGUGCACCUUCAAAUAGUGCUGCAGACCAUAUACUUGAGAAACUUGUUAGUCAGCAGAAUAUUGGAGUGCAGGACCAUGAGAUUUUGAGGUUGAAUGCAUUCACACGUCCUUUAGAUGAUGUGAAUCCUAGUUACAUUCGCUUUUGCAAUGUUGAAGAUUAUGGUUUUAAGUGUCCUCUUCUCAGGGACCUUAAAAGAUAUAGGAUUAUCAUAUCUACAUAUGCUAGUGCAUCUCUUCUUUAUGCAGAAGGCAUCAAGCGAGGAUACUUCUCUCAUAUUUUCUUGGAUGAGGCAGGACAGGCAUCGGAGCCUGAGACCAUGGUUCCUCUGUCACAUCUUUUAAGUAAGGAGACAGUAGUUGUACUUGCUGGUGACCCACGCCAACUUGGUCCAAUAGUUUUCUCAAAAGAUGCUGAAAAUUAUGGAUUGGGGACGUCAUAUAUGGAAAGGUUAUUUGAAUGCAAGUUAUAUGGUGAUCUCAAUGAAAAUUAUGCUACCCUACUAGUAAGGAACUAUCGGUGUCAUCCAGUAAUUCUGCAUCUUCCCUCAGAAAUGUUUUAUGGCGGAGAGUUGAUCCCAUGUAAAGAAGAUAAAACUUCUACUCGGACUUGGGCGGACCUUCUUCCAAACAAGGAAUUUCCUUUGCUUUUCAUUGGUAUACAAGGUUGUGAUGAAAGGGAAGGAAACAACCCAUCAUGGUUCAACAGGAUCGAAGCAAGCAAGGUAGUAGAGAUCAUCAGAGAUAUGAUAGAUAACAAAGGUCUGAAAAUGGAAGAUAUUGGGGUGAUAACACCUUACAGGCAGCAAGUACUGAAAAUAAGAAGCGCCCUUGAGGGCUUUGAUUGGGCUAAUAUAAAGGUUGGCAGCGUUGAGCAAUUCCAAGGUCAGGAGAGAGAAGUUAUUAUCAUAUCGACUGUCCGAUCAACGAUACAACAUAAUGACUUUGAUAGAAUCCACUAUUUAGGAUUUUUAAGCAAUCCGAGAAGGUUCAAUGUUGCUGCUACAAGAGCCAGAUCAUUGCUUGUUGUUAUCGGGAAUCCACACAUCAUCUGCAAGGACCCCUACUGGAACAAGCUUUUGUGGUAUUGUGUAGACAAUGGCUCCUACAAGGGUUGCUUCUUACCUGAAAAACUGGAGAUCCCUCAAGAGGAUUCUAGACAAGAAAAUAACUGGAAUAAUGAUUGGGAACAAGCAAAUAAUUGGUAUGAUGACGGGGGACAAGCAAAUAACUGGAAUGAUGAUGGAGGACAAGCUAAUAACUGGAAUGAUGAUGGGGCACAAGAAAAUAACUGGGAUUGUGAAGAUGCACAAGCUAAAAGUUGGGGCUAUGAAGUGCAAGCUAAUGAUUGGGACCAAGACCAAGACCAAGGGGGAAAAGUUGGUGAUUGGGACCAAGAUGAAGGGGAACAAGCUAAGAAUUGGAAUGAAGGCGGCACUUGCAAUAAUGAAGAGAAACAGAGUUUUCAGCCAUCGCUUGAUGUUCAACAGGAUACAGUGCACCAAACAGACUACACCCCGGACCCUGUUAUGGAUGAAGCUGAAUGGUCUGAUGGUUGGAAAUAAUUGCUUAGUUUAUUAUGCAAGGGGCUGUAACUUUUGGAGGUUGUGUUGAACCUCAAAACUUGGAAAGAGUUUUUUUAGAUUCUGCACUAGAAUGUGCAGAUUUUGCAUUUUGAAAAUUUCAACCUCAGGAAUGCCUGCAUUUCAUCUAUAUAUAUACUGCAUUUUAUCUACA
Capsicum annuum is the source of this 3596-nucleotide messenger RNA. Its product is annotated as probable RNA helicase SDE3. The coding region runs from base 503 to 3424 and encodes 973 amino acids. Gene Ontology annotation, molecular function: RNA binding; 5'-3' RNA helicase activity. The transcript has 7 exons. The record is from RefSeq and is a predicted model, not a curated record. NCBI's taxonomy places the organism in Eukaryota, Viridiplantae, Streptophyta, Magnoliopsida, Solanales, Solanaceae.